ACUAGAAGUUACUCUAUGAUAGUGCAGAUUAAGUCAGCCAAAACUGGAGACAGAAGCACUGAAGUGUGUAACUGGAUUCUGGGAGGCAGCUACAAGCUUUGUCUCUCCUCAAAUUCCUCACUGUCCUGUGCUUUAGUAGCUGGUCUUCUAUUUCACUCUGCACUGGCUCCUUGGUGUCAGAGGACACAGAAAAUGAGCUACAAUCUCUUCCUCCUGGCUUUAGUCCUGGGUAUUGGUGGAGGUUUCCAAUAUGGGUUGCAGAUCUCCGUAAUCAAUUCUCCCGCUGAGUACAUCAAAAGUUUCAUUCGUGAGACCUGUCUGAGGAGAUAUGGCUUUUCUCCCAGUGAAGAGAUGAUUACUUUGAUGUGGUCCUUCAUUGUGUCCAUUUACAGCAUUGGUGGGCUUCUGGGGUCCUUGUCUGCCGGAUAUUUGUCUGUUAGAUUUGGAAGGAAGAAGGCCAUGCUUUUAGCAGAUAUCCCUUCCCUGCUGAGUGCAGCUCUGAUGGGGUUCAGCCAGCUGUGUGGAUCCUUUGAGAUGAUCAUCAUUGGAAGAUUAUUUGCUGGAGUGUGUGGAGGUAUAGCUCUGAACAUCCAUCUCAUGUAUGCCGGGGAAUGUGCCCCGCGGAAGCUCCGUGGGCUGGUUGCUGUAACUGCUUCUACUUCCAUCGCCAUUGGAAAAUUUGUAGCAUUUGCUCUGGGUCUCAGAGAAGUUCUUGGAGUAGAUGCUCUCUGGCCAAUUCUCAUGGCAGUCAAUGUGCUUCCUGCCCUCGUUCACCUUCUCACCCUCCCCUUCUUCCCAGACUCACCCCGCUACCUUCUCAUUGACAAAAAGGACAAGGAGGGGUGCAUCAAAGCUGUGAAGUGGCUCUGGGGAGAUGGUGAUCAUAUGGCUGAAAUAGAUGACAUGAUGGCAGAGCAAGAAGCCAUCCAUGACGAGAAGGCUAAGAGCAUGUGUGACCUUUUUCGUGACAGACCUGUCCGCUGGCAGUUCAUCACUCUUUUCCUUGUCUCAUCAUGCAUGCAGCUAAUUGGCUGCAAUAUGGUUUACUUUUAUGCAUACAGUGUCUUUAUAAAUGCUGGAAUCCCCCCUGCUCAAACCCACUAUGUCUCCCUUGGAGUUGGGAUCACUGAGAUCCUUACCACACUGAUGUGUGUUUUCCUAAUUGAGCGUGCAGGACGAAAGACACUGCUCUGGAAAACCUACACUGUUAUGGCCUUAGCUUUAGGGUUCCUCACAGUCACGCUUUCACUACAGGAUGCAUUUUCCUGGGUACCAUACUGCUCUGUUGCACUCAUCUUUAUUUUCAUCAUGAGCUUUGGCAUGGGGCCAGCUGGAGUAUUAUGCUCCUUGCCCACAGAAAUAUUCAUUCAGUCGUACAGACCAGCCGCUUAUGUUUUUAAUGGUACUAUAAACUGGAUCCAACUUUUCAUCCUUGGACUUUUCUUCCCUUUCAUUGUGGAAGGUCUUGGUAGUUUCUGUUUCAUCAUUUUCUUGACAUACUGUCUGUCCAUGGCUAUCUUUGUCUUCCUGGUGAUGCCAGAGACCAAAGGAAAGACCAUGCUGCAGGUCAUGGAGGAGUUCAACCGCCUGAACUACCGUGGAAAGAAGAAACACACAAUUCUAGAGCAGAGUAACUGCUCAGUGGUGACUGUUACUAGACUUUAAUAACAAACUCUCCACUCUUAUUACUGUAGUGCCCAGAAGCCUCACUAAACAAGACAGAAUCCACCUCUCCACAAACAGCAAAAAAAGUGUACUUUAAAAAUAAUCACUUGCAGUGCAGGAUGAAUUUGGUGGCUCUCUCCAGCUGCUGGAAUAUGAGCUGAAUUCAGUCCUCUGCAGAAAAAAAUUACACACAGUCUACAAAGAUAUAAGAUCUUUGUUAGUCCCUGCAAGUUAGCAGCUGUGUAACAGAGCACAGGAUCUCCUACUUUCCUUACCAAAACCAGGACUCAACAGUUACUGGAGGAACUGAGUGUGGAAGGUUCAGAUGUACAGCAUACUUGUGAAACAGAGAAAAAGAAGACAGAGCUUUCACACUGAACAAGCCAGUGCUGCUGAGCUCUGCCAGAGAAGGAGCUUCAGUCCACAUGAAAAGAAGUGUUUAGCUCUUUAAUCCAGUGCAAUAAGAGUACCUUGCCUGUCAGCAGGCAGAACUGAUGCAGUUUCCUCUUCUUAGAGUUAGACUUGAGAGCAAGUACAAGGCAUGAGGACAACUAGGACUUUCUUGAGGAGCUUAUGACCACACUUCUGUGACUUGCAGCAUGGUCUUCAUCCCUUUUAGUUUGUUGGGGUUUUUG
Neopsephotus bourkii (Bourke's parrot) is the source of this 2300-nucleotide messenger RNA. Its product is annotated as solute carrier family 2, facilitated glucose transporter member 11-like. The transcript has 12 exons. NCBI's taxonomy places the organism in Eukaryota, Metazoa, Chordata, Aves, Psittaciformes, Psittacidae. The record is from RefSeq and is a predicted model, not a curated record. Gene Ontology annotation, cellular component: membrane. Gene Ontology annotation, molecular function: hexose transmembrane transporter activity. Gene Ontology annotation, biological process: monosaccharide transmembrane transport. Bases 16 to 1665 code for a protein of 549 amino acids.